This is a messenger RNA of Coniophora puteana RWD-64-598 SS2, 801 nucleotides long. RefSeq lists its product as uncharacterized. The transcript has 8 exons. Lineage: Eukaryota; Fungi; Basidiomycota; Agaricomycetes; Boletales; Coniophoraceae. The record is from RefSeq and is a predicted model, not a curated record. The coding region runs from base 1 to 801 and encodes 266 amino acids.
AUGAGGGGCUGGGCAAUCGGGAUGGGCAAUCGGGGUGCCAGGAUGAAGGAUAAGCCCCCGUCCAGGCAACAGGGACGGCUCGCCUCGCCAGGCAUCGAUGACGCCUCAACUUGCCUCAAGAAGACCCUAGAAGAAUUCCAGGGCCCUCUGGCCACCACCUUGUAUGACGUGGAGCUCAAGAACGAUUUACAGACGCCCUUCCGCAUUGAGGAAAGCGCGCUCGCCCUUUCGCCCGGAACGACCGGGCGGGUCGCGGGUCUCGAAAAACCGCGCUGUGCACGUCGGCAAGGGUCGACGUGGGGCACUGGCAGGGAAGCGCGACAUGAAGGAGGCAGACGCGAAAGAAUCGAACUUUCAUCAACAUGUGUGACGCGUGAUGGAUGGUAUUAUCGAGAAGAGGGGAGGAAAAAGCGAGAAGUAAGAGAACAGAAAAAAAUGCUUCCGCGGAAGCAUUCCGGUAGUUGGGCACGCAUGCGCGCAACGCGAAGCAGGGGAGAGGACAGGGGCUUCCGGACCAUGUUUGUUGUGGGCAGCUUUGGAUGUGUGGGCGAAACGCCGACACAGACCGAGUACUCAAGCCCAUCCUGGAGCCCCACAGACAUCGAUCGUGCAUCGGCGGUAAAAAAAGUCCGGGGACGUGGAUCCGUGGUCCAAGUCGUUGCCUCAAGCACCACCAUCGCGGUCGCCAUCGUUGAGCUCGGAACUUCCCGCAUCCAUUUACGCAGACUGCUGGCCCUAGCACCAAUUCGCAAGGUUUCCAUGCGGACAUACCCACCUUUCGGUAACGAUCAGGCGCGGUAA